This is a messenger RNA of Prosopis cineraria, 4211 nucleotides long. Its product is annotated as protein DOUBLE-STRAND BREAK FORMATION. Gene Ontology annotation, biological process: meiotic DNA double-strand break formation. The record is from RefSeq and is a predicted model, not a curated record. The transcript is spliced from 5 exons. Bases 3253 to 3981 code for a protein of 242 amino acids. NCBI's taxonomy places the organism in Eukaryota, Viridiplantae, Streptophyta, Magnoliopsida, Fabales, Fabaceae.
UUGGAAUUUCUGGGCACUUUUGUGCUUAUUGCCAUGCAGUUUAUGAUAGAGCUACUUUAGGCUGGCCACCUGAGCAUGUAGGUAACUAAAAAUUGCACAGGAAUUGCAUCGUUUGUUGGCAUACGUUAUACUUAUAACAAAACAGUUCGACUGACAAUUUAUUAUUAAGCAGAUAAAACGAUUACACUGAUUCUCAAUAUCUUUGAUAAGAUUGGACAAUGAGCGAAAAGUGCUCGUUUAUGGGGUGGUGUUUUAAAACUGAAUAUGCACUGCACUAUUGUCAAAUUUUAUUCAUUUGUUGUAUUUAUCUUAGAAUUUUAUUACGUAAAUUUCAAGCUUUGGAUUUUGUAUGGUAGCCAUUUCUGGUGGCCGGAAUGAGUAAAAAAACGGUACGGAAGAUAUAACAAUUUCAUGCAGCUUGACGUUGAUAUUAAAAAAAAAAAUCUGAAUUUUGUGUUGCUAUGCGGUUCGUUCGUUUGCCUGUAUUCCAUAUGUUCAUUAAAUAUUACACGUCAAGAAUUCUGGGAGGUCGUACUUGCACAUUCGUUUGUUUACCGGGAAAAGAGAUGGGCAAGCUUUGAAAGUUUGCUGGAAAAUAUUCCUUCUGGAUUCUGGUUGUGGAGAUUAUUUGAUUUUCCAGGGUUCUGAUCUUGAUAUCUAUGCACUUGAAAAAGUUUAGUAUUAAUAUGAUUCCUAUACACUUUAAAAAAAGUCAAUGUAGAUCAUAUAUCCUUCCUAUCGAGUGUUAAAUCAUGCAAUCAAGAUAUUGCAUAUUUAUGAUUUUCAUAUUAAAUCAUUUGUCAUGAUUUAGUUAUAAAAAUGUAGACUGAUAUUUUAAUUAGUAGAGAUCUUGUUUCCUUUCUAUCGACUGUUAAUGCAAUCAGAAUGUUACAUUUAUGUUCUCGUGAAAAAUCUUACAUCAUUUAUGUCAUGAUCUAAUUAUAAAAAAUAGACUGAUAUUUUAAUUAAAGAAUCUCCUAGCCAAGACGUAAGAAAUUACAUUUUAGUGUAAUCGUUACAUUAAUGUUAUUAUAUUAAUUUAGAUGCAUUAAAAAAAAGAAAAAUAUAGUGAAGAGUGUAAAAAUGGGAAGUGAUGGGUCGUCUUUUGUUUAUGUUGGGCGGGUUUCAUUGCUCUUUCCAUUUCCAUUAGAUCCUUCCGUCACUGUUGAGGAUUCAUUUUAAAUUAGUACAUUGUAAAAGGUAAGGAAAUUACGGUGUCAUUUCGGGUUUCGUUCAGAUGAAUUACGUAGACUUUUCAGAAAUUAAGGGAUUGUGUAGUUGUAAGCAUCCAUGCUAACGUCAUAUGGUUGGGUCUUAAUAAUUUGUUGGUAAAUCGAGAUAGUCAAGGAAUGCAAUGGUUUUGUUAUUAUUUUUAGCUAUCUAUUAAGGGAGGGUCUGGCUGCCGUGCAAAAUUGUGAAGUUCUAAUUCUAUUUAUUGUCUAUUAUAUAUUCUCUUCGUUAAAAAAUGUAAAGUAUUUUUAAUUGAAUUUUAUUCUUCAAUAAAGUAGUUACUUAUUUUCUAAUUGAUUCUAUUUUUUUAUAUUUAUUUUUAUUAAAUAUUUUAUAAUAAAUAUGAAGUGAUUAUUAAUAAGAGUACUUUUGAAAAAAAAAAUAAUGAUUACAUUUAGAAAGAUAAAAAAUAUUUUACAUUUUUAAACAUUCAACGUUUUAAAAAAAUGCUUUGUAUUUUUAAACAGAGGAAGUACGGUGAUAGUUUUGAAUUUCUGUUGUCUAUGAUUUCAAGUCUGCUUAAUUCUUAUGCUUUGGAUGGGAAGCCUUCGGCUGCAAUUGGCUUUUGCAAGAUGGUGUAGGAAUGGUUGACUUGUGCAAUUUCAAAAAAAUUUGUGCGUUGUUGCAGAACUGUUGUAUACGGAAUAUUUUUGGGGGUUGAUUGGUUAGAAGGGAGGGGAGGGAUGUUGACCCUUUUUCCUUAUUUUGGUUUGAAAAAUUAGAGAGAAGGGGAGGGGAGAAAAGGGUAGAUUUUUUAAAAUUUUUCUUCCCCUCUAAAUUGGGGGGAUUGGGAAUGGAGGAAUAAAAUUUUUCAUAUCCUAAUCAAUAUGCCUUCUAUGAAAAGUUUAAAAAAUAUAGAUGUACUUCUCUAGUAUCUCAACACCGAUAAAAUAAAUGUAAAAUUAUUUAUAAAAAAUAGUUUUUCCCACUCCUUUUGAAUCAAAUAAGAUAACAUCAACUCCCUCUCUUCCAUUAAAAUUUUUCUCUUUCUUUCCAUUAAAAUUUUUCCUUCUCUUCUUAAACCAAACACAUUCUUAAUAUGUUGGUCAAUUGUUGGUUUCAAAAAACGAAAAAAGCGAAAAUAGAGAGAGAACAUUCGUUUGUCGAUGGGUUUUACAGAUAGGGAACUGCUUAGGACGUCCGUUGCGAUAAUAGCAAUGAAGUGAAUUUAUGGUUUGUUGAGAGUUAAUUUUUAUUCAACCCAACUCGUCUGUCUUCGUUACGGGAACUGGUGGAAAUUAUUUUGAUAUUCAAGCAACAUGUUUUUUUUUGUGAGGUCUCAAUUUUCAAUUACUUAUUGAAGUAAUGAUAAUUUAAUUAAUAAAGGUUGUUCCAAUUGAUAAUGUUUGACUUAUAAUUUAAGAAGCUAUAAAAUUAAAUUUUGGUAUCAAUGGGAAGAUUUUGUUAGUGAGUGAUUGUGGAGUAUUUCAAUAAGUGCUUUUUGAAUUUGGAGGUCAAUUUUAGUCCUAGUUAAUUUUUAAGGAUUUAACUUGUAAACCUUCCUAUAUAGAAAAAAGUGAUGAGAAUUUAUAUCACUCUCAUCAGUGUUAGUUGGUUCAAACAACAUUUUAGUUAGUGGUGAUAUUGGACUAAUUGCCUUUCGAGUCUACGUUUGGAUAUGUGAAGCUAAAAUUAUAAUUUUGUGAAAAUAUAUUCAAGUUACUUUAUUACAUAUUACAAUUAAAUAUAAAUUCAAAUCAUGAACUUUUUAAAAAAAUAUGUAAAUGUGAAUAUAUGUCAAAAUUAAUUAUAAACUUAAAUUAUCUCUUAAAUUAUUAUUAUUUAUUUUUUAAAAUUAAUUUUAUAAAUCAAUUACAUCUAUUGUUAAUUUUUCAAAUUCAAAUUUGAGCAUUAACGGAAAACAAAUACUAAGUGACUUAAUGGCGAUUAUGUGGCAUCACUUUAUAGAUUGGCAACUUAAUAGCGGUUACAUAAUGUUCCUUUUAAUUUUUUGGCAUUCGUUGUUUCGCUCUUUAGUUGCUUCAACUUCUCAACACCUCAUAGCUGUCCCUCCCGCCAAAAAUGGCACGCCCCGCACAAGAGCAACUCUCCCUCCUCCGCUCCUUAAUUGAUGCUAGAAGCUUCGAUGAGGCGACGCUUCGAAUUCUCCGGUCUUUUCUGGUCUCCAAAGAUGUGGAAUCGUCGAUGCAAGUUCGAUAUAGCUUCACAGAGUUCCUCAGAUCUCAAUCCAUCUCCGUUAUUCGCUCAAUUGCCUCAAAAACUGUCCUGGAGAAGCUUUAUAUCCUCGAUUUUUUUGUUCGAGCUUUUGCUAUCGUCGGAGAUGUAGAGAGUUGCUUGGCUUUGAGAUACGAGGCUUUGCUUAUGAGAAACCUCAAGUCUGCCAGUUAUCAAUGGCUACAUGUCUCGUCUGUUGAAUGGUUAAAUUUUGUGGAAGACGCGCUGCAUAGCGGUUUUCAUUCCAUCGCAGAGAAGGCAUGUCAGCACGCAUUACUGAGCAUUAGGAAGAAUGAUGUUCUGGAGCCUGGGCUAGAUGGAGUUCCUGAAAAUGCUGGAGCAAUUAGGACGAUGACGAGGCUGAGGAACUGCGCAAUGACAUCUAUUGCUUCACGCUCUGUUCAGGCACAAGCAGCGGAGUACCUAACAAGGAAAUCAUCUGAACAGGGAAAGUCGAAAAUAAUCUGCGAAGAAAAACAGUGUCUAGCAAGCACGUCCUUUAGAAAUGGAAUAAAGAGGCAGAAUAUGCGGAAGUUACAGGAAAAACGAAGCCCUCUGCAGAUCAAUGAUGAAUGAAUUCGACAUCUAUCAAAUUUGUGGUCAAUCAAAUUCACUGAUUAAGCAUAUGGGAGCUUUUCAAAGUGCAGUUUUGACACUUGAUCAGAUUUCAUGCAUGCUAUAAGGGUGCAAUGGGUGUGGGAGUUACUUCUGAUAGAUGAAGGAUGGUUAAACAAAAUAUCUUGAGUCUGCCUUAUAUUUGAACAGUUAAUAAAUAUCGUAAUAUCAGGCUAUUUUGAUCCUCUGAA